GAACACCACAUCAUCACUCCAAUUCAAUACCGCAACUCCAUUUACAACUGUUACUCUACCACCUACAGUAACAAAUUCACUGGCCAAAAUACAACUACUUCACAUCCAAUCUUUCCUAGGUACUCAUAACUACCCAGAUUUCAAAUAUAACAUCAUUUUCAAAAUAUAAAAUAAACCCGACGUCAUCUCAAUACUCCAUCACAUUCCGUAUAACGAACAUCCAACGACAUCCAUCAUGGAUCAACUUCCGCCCGAGAUUCUUGACUCGAUUCUUCAAAAGAACAUCGAGAUAUGUCGCGACCAUAAAUCCCAACUUUUGGAUUUGCGAUUGGUAUGUAAAGCGUUCGAUCAAGGCUUAAGAGCAUCAAUCUUCAAGACGACCUCGUUGGAAUUCUCGCGAUUCAUCCGAUUCCGAAAUAUCGAUGACAAUCCAGAUGAAUUGAAAACUCUCAAAGAUAUAGCUUCAUUAUCAUCCUCCAUCUAUAUUGAUAUGAUGAUAACUCGAGAUACAGAUGAAAUUGAUCAACUUAAAGAGACCUUCAACGCUAUCUAUGCUGCGGUUCCUGAGAUGGCAGACUUGAUUGACUCCCUUCGAUCAUAUUGCCUCAACAAGACCACAUUUACAGAGGAGGAUUACACUCGUCUACUUCGCAGAGUCAUGCAGAACGGUCCAGAUAUAACUCGACUUAAAAUUAACUUACCAUUCCAGGUUGUCAGCAAUUCUUUCAUGACAUCUACAAGGUUAUUCGCGAACACUCUAGCAUGUGCGGCGAAUCGUCCAGAGGAGCACCAAAAGAUAGAUACACUGGUUCUAGAUCACAUCACUGAUGUCACAAUCAAUAGUCUAUGCAACGUGCACAUCGAUGUCCAAAAUGCUUUCAAAGUAUUUGAAAAUCUAAAAAGCUUAAUGAUAUCAUGCAAGAGACAAGAAAGCAGAACAUCACUACAAGCGGUUUUUGCUCGAAAUUUCUGGUUGUUAAUUGGGAAAGCCAAGGAUUUGGAAACCUUGUGUAUCAUUGGAUGGAACGUGGCGCAAACCACCAAACGUAUAAGAAAUAAAAGAGUCGCGUCCAGGAUGACGAACGAACAGUGGACCAUGCGGUGCCUCCCAUACUAUCCUAGCAAAAGACUUGUCCUUAGCAAGUUGAGGUGUUUGGAAUUAAAACGGAUGGAUCUAGACCCUUUGAUGCUGCUGCUUUUGAUCAAGGAAACCAGUCAUUCCUUGACAGAAUUAUACCUGAAUGAUAUCGGUCUCAAAGUUAAUGGUUCGACGGAUCGAGAGAAUACCAGUCUAUGGAUAGGUCAUCAAAAAAUCAAGAAGCCCAAGGAAUGCACAUGGGUCGCUCCAGCCAUUCGAGAUAUUGAAGAUCUCAAUCUCAAGAUUCUUCGAGUUAGUAAACUUGGCUAUGAUGAUUACAGUCCAGACCUUGAUUCGGAACAUCCCAAUUAUGAUCUUGACGACCCUACUGGACACAAUCAAUCCUUUGAUCAAAGGUUUGUGGAAGCUGUCAUGGGUACAAAAGCCCCGCUGCCCCUCGAGUUGCUAUCCAAUACAUCUUCUGGAGUGGAGAAUCCACAUGAAAAGUCAACCUAUGCUGAAGUUGACCCGAAUACUUACGAUGCUGAAAUAUAUCAAAAGAAUCACAACACAACAUCGAACUACAAAAAAUCCAUUGAUGGCGUCUUCUCCAACAACAAUGAACGGGCUUUGAGGGAAUUGCAAAAUAUAGUCAGCGUUGCCGACAGAGGCAUGGCAUUACUUACCAGAGGAGUGGAAAGAGGCACUAGCUUGACUGCCGAUCCAAUUUCUGGCGCAAUUGUCGAUCCUCCAGUUGGUACCUGAAUAGUCUGACGAUAAGCUGGAGCCCCUCAAUCAUGACUAUAUGAGACCACAUAUCUGCGAUAUGGGCGUGUUGAUACUGCAAUUUGAAAUAAUUAUGCUCUAUCUAUGACCUUACUAUUUAGGGACAGCAAAAUUUCCUCCCCGCAAUUUUCAAAUGCUAAUUGGAGACAUACUAAUCUCUAGUUUGAGAUUCUCUGUUCCGUCACAUAAACUGGGGACAUGACCAAAACACAUACUAAAACCUUUAACCCAAGAAGGAUUAUCUUUAACUACCUAGGUACAGCUCCCAUCAAGUCAGGUGAUGUCAGGAGUAUAGAUGGUUUCGUCGCAAUUUUUACUUUAAGCGCCUAGUCUGGGACACCAACAGGUGGCAGAUUAAUCGAGCACCCACUUUUGUCCCAAAAAGUUAGUUUCAUUUCUUAUACUAUUGGUCAGAUCAGUCUUCGACAAUGUACUUUUUAUCUUACGCAAGUUCCAACAAUUGUCUUCGUGGCAAUACAUCACGAUCAUGCAAACAUUCUAGCAUGCUUUCGUUCUCCUUUCCACACACGAUAUCAGCUAUUCAGUUUUAGCAGGCAGAUUUGUUCUAGUCGCUAAAUGCGCAAGUUGCUUAGAGACCGCAACAUGGUUAUCUUAGAUUUUUGAGGCCCAUCAUACGGUUUGGCGGAGUAAGACGGUGCUCGUAGGCUUGGGCUGUUGGGAUAGAGGGAUAGAAGGUCCAUAGCAGAUAGAGGAAUGAUUAUACUUAAUGACCUCUGGUCCACACU
Botrytis sinoallii is the source of this 2610-nucleotide messenger RNA. RefSeq lists its product as uncharacterized. NCBI's taxonomy places the organism in Eukaryota, Fungi, Ascomycota, Leotiomycetes, Helotiales, Sclerotiniaceae. The transcript has 3 exons. The coding region runs from base 236 to 1843 and encodes 535 amino acids. The record is from RefSeq and is a predicted model, not a curated record.